AUGGACGGUCACACAGAUCAACUCCUUCCGGAAUUCAAUGAUUCGCAUACGGCGGCAAUUUGUGAGCAGCUGCCCCAGCUGAAGAACGCGUGCCAUGCCCUCGAGGUGCCCGUCAAGAAACAGCAGCUCCAGAAUGGCCGGCAACCGACUCUGGAAUGGAUUCUGCCAUCUGCGGUUGCGCAACAGGAGCGGGAACUGCUAGAGGUGGUGAACCGGCACAAAUUCGAUGAGACCUUUGUCGAGAACGUCCGGAUAGUGCCCAGUGCCGGACAUGCAGCCAAGAUCGAGUUCCAGCUGCAGCCACAGGCCUUUGUGGAGCAGCUUCUUCAAACCAAAGCGAAUACUCUUAAGCCUUCCCCUUCCCCUGCAGAGCACAUAGUAGUGGAGUACAGCUCGCCCAACAUAGCCAAACCCUUCCAUGUGGGCCACCUGCGCUCCACGAUCAUCGGCAAUGUCCUGGCCAAUCUGCACCAGCAUUUGGGGUAUCGCACCACCCGCUUAAAUUACCUUGGAGAUUGGGGUACGCAAUUCGGAUUACUGGCACUGGGUGUGCAAAUGGAGAAAGUCAGCGACAAGGAGAUGCAGGCAUCUCCAAUUGAAACGCUUUACAAAUCAUACGUGGCCGCCAACAAGGCAGCUGAAGAAAGUCCGGAGAUCGCCCAGCGAGCGAGGGAUCUCUUUGGCCUGGAAGCAGGCACUGAUGAAACCAUGGCCAAGCAAUGGCAGCAGUACAGAAAGUACACCAUAGAGGAUCUGUCCAAAGUCUACAACCGAUUGGGCGUUCAUUUCGAUAGCUACGAAUGGGAAUCGCAGUACUCUCAACAGCAAAUUCAGGAUGUUCUAGACAGACUGCGCAACGCUGGACUCCUGCAACCAGAGCUUGAUGGUCGAGAGAUUGUCGUGGUGGAUGGUAGACGCAUCCCAGUGAUCAAGAGUGAUGGCUCCACUUUGUACUUGGCCAGGGAUAUCGCUGCAUUGCUGGAAAGGCUCUCCAGAUUACAGUUCUCGCGCUUGCUCUAUGUAGUGGACAAUGGUCAAGCGGAUCACUUUAAUGCCCUUUUUAAAACAGCGGCCGCUGUCGAAGAUCGCCUGAAUCUGGAUCAGCUGCAGCAUGUUAAAUUUGGCCGUAUCCAUGGUAUGAGCACUCGCCAAGGAAAGGCAAUCUUUUUAAAGGAUGCUGAUGAAGCACAAUAUAUAAUGCGAGAGAAACGAAACAUCAGUGCAACCACCAAAGAAAAUCUUUCUCAAGAUGAUCAUGUAUGUGAUAUCCUGGGCGUCUCGGCUGUCCUAGUCAAUGUUCUUAAGCAGCGUAGGCAACGAGAUCACGAGUUCAGCUGGCAGCAGGCACUUCAAGUGAAUGGGGAUACGGGAAUCAAGCUCCAAUACACACACUGCCGCCUUCACAGUUUGCUAGAUAACUUCAGGGAAGUGGAUCUGGACGACAUCAAGCCCAAUUGGCAGCAUUUCGCACAGGAGCCAGCGGAUGCCUUGGACCUGCUCUACGAACUGGCGCGCUUUGAUCAAAGCAUUUGGCAAUAAGAGCAACUGGAGGCCUGUGUGCUAGUAAACUAUCUCUUUGGAUUGUGCAAUGCCACCAGUCGCGCAUUAAAACGAUUACCCGUAAAGCAAGAGAGCUGUCUGAAAAAGCAGUCCCAACGCCUACUGCUUUUCCACGCUGCUAAAACAACACUGGCGGGGAAUGCAGCUCUUGGGCUGCGUCCACUAGACCAAAUGUAGACGAAUGACACCUCAACGCUAAUUGUUAACGUACUUGAUAUUUAUUAAAACAUUUCGAUAUAAAA
Molecule: messenger RNA, 1802 nt
Organism: Drosophila suzukii
Lineage: Eukaryota; Metazoa; Arthropoda; Insecta; Diptera; Drosophilidae
Source: RefSeq, a predicted model, not a curated record